Messenger RNA from Trichechus manatus latirostris (Florida manatee), 1075 nucleotides. Its product is annotated as olfactory receptor 1444. The record is from RefSeq and is a predicted model, not a curated record. Gene Ontology annotation, molecular function: olfactory receptor activity; G protein-coupled receptor activity; odorant binding. The transcript has a single exon. Gene Ontology annotation, biological process: G protein-coupled receptor signaling pathway; sensory perception of smell. Lineage: Eukaryota; Metazoa; Chordata; Mammalia; Sirenia; Trichechidae. The coding region runs from base 1 to 927 and encodes 308 amino acids. Gene Ontology annotation, cellular component: membrane.
AUGGAGAAUAGCACAGAAGCAACAGAGUUCAUCCUCUUGGGAUUAACAGAUGAUCCCAAUCUUCAGGUUCCCCUCCUCCUGAUAUUUUUGUUCAUCUACCUCAUCACUCUGGUUGGGAAUGGGGGGAUGAUAGUGAUCACCUACUCCGACUCCCACCUCCACACUCCAAUGUACUUCUUCCUCAGUAACCUCUCCUUUGUAGACUUGGGUUACUCAUCAGCUGUAGCUCCCAAGAUGGUGGCUGCAUUGCAGUCAGGGAACAAAGUCAUCUCUUUCAACGGAUGUGCUGCUCAGUUCUUCUUCUUUGUGGGUUUUGCCACAGCUGAGUGCUAUCUCCUGGCUUCCAUGGCUUAUGACCGCCAUGCAGGGGUAUGUAGGCCUCUUCAUUACACCACCACCAUGACGGCAGGUGUGUGUGCCCGCCUAACUAUUGGCUCCUAUGUCUUUGGCUUUCUCAAUUCCUCCAUCCAUGCAGCAGACACCUUCCGACUCUCCUUUUGUGGUUCUAAUGAGAUUCAUCAUUUUUUCUGUGACAUCCCACCACUCUUGGCCCUCUCAUGCUCUGACACACGCAUCAGCAAGUUGGUUGUCUUCUUUGUCGUGAGCUUCAAUGUCUUUUUCAGCCUCCUGGUCAUCCUCAUCUCUUACCUCUUCAUAUACAUUGCCAUUCAAAGGAUGCGUUCAGUUGAAGGGCGGAAGAAAGCCUUCUCCACUUGUGCUUCCCACCUCACUGCGGUCUCCAUCUUCUAUGGCACAAUAAUCUUCAUGUACCUGCACCCCAGCUCUGGUCAGUCCAUGGACACAGACAAAAUAGCAUCUGUGUUUUACACUGUGGUGAUUCCGAUGCUGAACCCCUUGAUCUACAGCCUUAGGAACAAAGAAGUGAAAAGUGCUCUCUGGAAAAUACUCAACAAAUUUUACCCCUGAUCUUUAAGACUGAGUAGGAAGUAGACAGAUGACUAAGAGAAAAACCUUCUCUCAGACCUAAGUGCCUCCGUGACCACUGAGGUUUGGCAGAUUUCAGUUCUCUCUUCCCCAAGAAUGGUAGUUACUUCUGCUAGAAGGAAAGGCCAUA